Molecule: messenger RNA, 869 nt
Organism: Salvia hispanica
Lineage: Eukaryota; Viridiplantae; Streptophyta; Magnoliopsida; Lamiales; Lamiaceae
Product: ras-related protein RABF2b
Molecular function (GO): GTP binding; GTPase activity
Source: RefSeq, a predicted model, not a curated record
CCUAUUUCUAUAAACCCCAACUAUAAUUCUCUUUUUUUUUUUUUUUAUUAUUCCUAAUCAAUUUCAAUAAAAACACGCAGAAUUCUGCUGCUGAUUUAUGUGUGAUUGUUGAUAUUCAUGGCUUCCAGCGGAAACAAGAGCAUCAACGCCAAACUAGUGCUUCUGGGAGAUGUAGGGGCUGGAAAAUCGAGUUUAGUUCUUCGUUUCGUGAAAGGGCAAUUCGUCGAGUUUCAGGAGUCGACUAUAGGUGCCGCGUUUUUUUCGCAAACAGUUGCCGUGAGCGAUGCAACUGUUAAGUUUGAAAUAUGGGACACUGCAGGCCAAGAAAGAUAUCACAGCUUAGCUCCAAUGUAUUACAGAGGAGCUGCGGCUGCUAUUAUUGUUUAUGACGUAACUAACCAAGCAUCCUUUGAUCGGGCCAAAAAAUGGGCUGAGGAGCUUAAGGCACAAGGCAACCCAAAUAUGGUCAUGGCUCUUGCUGGGAAUAAAUCAGAUCUGUUGGAUGCCAAAAAAGUGGAAUCCGAGGAAGCACAAACUUAUGCGCAGGCGAAUGGUCUUUUCUUCAUGGAGACAUCUGCAAAAACAGCAACUAAUGUUAAUGACAUAUUUUAUGAGAUAGCAAAGAGAUUGCCUCGUCUGCAGCCAGCGCCGAACCCAUCAGGCAUGGUCCUUGUGGAUCGAACAGCGGAGAGGCCAGCGAGCGCCUUGUGUUGUUCUUGAGAGUCUGAGACCGACCACUCACAUUUGUUGUGUACAAACAGUGAAACAGUGGUGUGUUAUUGUGUUGUGUCAUAAAAUUCUUCAUGGAUAUAGCAUUGUAUCAUUCCGUCCAUUCAUUCAGAUUGUGUAGAUGACUUCAAUUGCUCAGA